This is a messenger RNA of Xenopus laevis (African clawed frog), 687 nucleotides long. RefSeq names its product cytochrome c oxidase assembly factor COX16 L homeolog (gene cox16.L). Lineage: Eukaryota; Metazoa; Chordata; Amphibia; Anura; Pipidae. Gene Ontology annotation, cellular component: mitochondrial membrane; mitochondrial inner membrane. Gene Ontology annotation, biological process: mitochondrial respiratory chain complex IV assembly. The transcript has 4 exons. The coding region runs from base 94 to 417 and encodes 107 amino acids. The record is from RefSeq and is a predicted model, not a curated record.
UGAUUCGCCGGUUAUUUUCCGGAAGUUUUGUAUUUUGUGUGUAUGGUGUCGAUCUUCCCCCAAGGUGAUUUGUGAUAAAAGUAAGAAGGUGACAUGGCGAGCUCGAUUUGGCGCAGCCUGAGAAAAAAUAAAACGUUCCGGUACGGGGCGCCUAUGCUGCUCUUAAUCAUCGGUGGUUCAUUUGGCCUGAGAGAAUUCACCCAAAUCCGCUAUGAUGCCCAAAACUUAAAAAGAAAGAUAGAUCCAGCCCUGGAGGAAUUAAUCAGCAAGAAAAGAAUUUCCCUGGAAUCUGAGUUUGAGAAAAUUAAAGAUUCUGAUUACGAAGACUGGAAAAACGUCAGAGGACCUCGUCCAUGGGAAGACUCAAAAUCAUUCCAGAUGGAGCAGAGAAAUCCUGCCAUUCCCAAAGAAGCAUAGAUAUAUGCAUUAUUAGACCGGGCAAUACAAAUGGUCAGAAUAUUUCCUGCAAGUCACUUUAUGAGGAUGUUACCACGCUUUUCUGAGACGUUCUGUUAAUAUGUUAAGUCAUAACUGCGGAACUGGACACAACUUGCCCCACAUCUAGGGCUCUGCAAAUUAGGCAUGCAUGUAUUUGAAAAAUACCGUAAAAAACUCAUUAUGUCUCAUUUGGAGGAUCUUGAAAGUAAUGUGAGACAGGGUUUACAUUAAAUACUCCAUAUACGUUUA